This is a messenger RNA of Trematomus bernacchii (emerald rockcod), 541 nucleotides long. RefSeq names its product chromosome unknown C5orf49 homolog (gene cfap90). The coding region runs from base 51 to 374 and encodes 107 amino acids. NCBI's taxonomy places the organism in Eukaryota, Metazoa, Chordata, Actinopteri, Perciformes, Nototheniidae. The record is from RefSeq and is a predicted model, not a curated record. The transcript is spliced from 3 exons.
UCUUGUCUCCCUUCAGUUUUAUCCCACCACGACGAAAGGACCCAAAGGAAAUGUCGUUUUAUAACCAAGACUCCAAGGUCCUGGAAGUUUCCAUGUACGACCAAGUGUUCAACCAGACCGGGAGCUACGACAUGAGGCUCCACCGAGAUGACAGGAAACACCAUAAAGGGACAGGGCUGGACAUAAAUGAGGAGGAGAAGUUGCGGAUCGUCCCGGUGCGCUCCUCUGCAGAGUACGGCCGUCGCCCUGUUCCCGCCCUUUUCCAACCGGGCCGGCAGCACUCUCGUGUCGCUUGCAUAAAAGCCGAAUUUUUCAUGAAAAACGGGAUCACCUGGAAUGUGGCACAGGCAUACGGAUCAGUGGUCCCUAUUUGAAAGUAUCAUCAAAUAAUAAACCAGUGUUGCAGCCUGUAGAUUUCAGUUGAAUUGAUGUCAAUAAAUCUGAAUCGAGCAAACUUUAAUUAGGUUACACUUCAUUCUGAUACAUUCAUUAUGGUUAUGAGCAAUAAAAUGGUUAUUUAAAUUGACAUUUUCCGUCAAGA